This is a messenger RNA of Pecten maximus, 1789 nucleotides long. Its product is annotated as allatotropins-like. NCBI's taxonomy places the organism in Eukaryota, Metazoa, Mollusca, Bivalvia, Pectinida, Pectinidae. The transcript is spliced from 4 exons. The record is from RefSeq and is a predicted model, not a curated record. The coding region runs from base 552 to 893 and encodes 113 amino acids.
ACCCUAUCAACCUCCAGUCGACGUAUUAGCCACAUGUAUGGUCGAAGCUGCGCACUCUUUGUAUAGGAUAGCAAACAUCGCACAAACCGUGACGUCACUUUUCCGUGGGAGAAUAAAACAAUGAUAUAGGAAUUCCAUGCUAUUCAAUCAGUAUAAAUUAGUUAUAUGAAAGUAUCUGACUUCAGCAUGGGUCGAAACUUGUGACUCUAUUGAUCAACGUGAAAGAUUAUGGUAUUGUAAUAGAAAACAAAGGUCUAUUUAAUAGUAUAAAAUAACUUGUCGAUUUUUUAUUACAAAAAAAAAAAAAGGCGAAACUAAACACCAACGCAAAACAAGGAGACAGGCAUAACCGGAACCCAAUAUAUAUUUGGGAAGCUGAAUAGCAAGAGUACUUGUGUGAGAAGCAGUGGCCUAGUGAGUACAUACGGGACUACGCGAGUUCCUGAUCAGUCGGAAACUUAUCUUAUCGGCAGUGACAGGCCACAGGACGUGUCCAUUGGAACACUACGUUUUAUUUCCUGCAAAUACAACCAUACAACGACAUAUCCAAUAUGAGGACCUGUUGUUGUUUACUAGUGCUUUGUUUUGUGACUGUCUCCAUUAUUGAUGCAUUCCCUCAAAGAUCUCACUCGAGAACGAAACGUGGUUUCAGACAAGGAAUAGUCAUGCGAAUAGGACAUGGAUUCGGCAAAAGGGGAGAUAACUUGUUUGAAGACUUUGAUCGAGGGACAGAGGAGGAAAAUAAUUCGCAGGUUUUAAUGCGCGUGGAAGAAUUAACUGAGCAUUUAGCAGACCACCCUGAAAUUGCAGAGGCCUUGAUUCGGAAGUUCGUAGACAAAAAUGGUGACGGAGUGGUGACAACAGAAGAGCUGCUCGGUAAACCAGAAGUAUAGCACUCCCACAAAUAGAGGGAUCAUGUCACAGGACGUGACAAAAAGUAUCCCUCUAAGUGGUCAGGAUUGCGAUGUAUAUUAUAUAUAUUCAUUGCAAAAACAGAAGUUACGGAUUUCGGUGGGAAAAACAAAGUUAUUUAUAUAUUGUAGCCCUACCUGGCAGCAUAAUGUAAUCAGAUUGAUGUGAAAGAAGGAAAUCAGAAAAAAAAAGUUUACAUAAGGUCGGUUAUCAAUCGACAAUGAUAAACGUGUACAAAGGUAAAUUGCUUCUCUUGAGACAACUAAAGACAUGAAAACAGAAGAAUUCAAUAUGGGCAUGAGUGGAUUUGAAUUUAUCUCCAAUUUCGACGGAACAGUGGUUUCCUUUUUUGCAAAACUGUUUUGUUUUUUUCUUCUUUUUUUCUCCCCCUUUUUUCAUCAAAUUUACUGUUAAAAAUGGUUGAAAAUACUGAUUGAUGACUUUGAUAACACGCAAGUAAAAGAACUGAAGUAAACUUAAUUUUGAUUAUAUAUAUAUAAGUGGUCAGACUGUGAACAUGAACAAAUGCAACUAGGACUAAUAUUUUCUCCUUCAAAUGGAAUACUCGGAUCGAUUGCCUUCAUCUCCAGAACAUAUCCGGAAAAUGCUUAGUUGGUGUGUUCCUGAAUGUUCCUGACCAUUUCUGACAAUAAUCUUGAGCUGUCUUUACCUAAUCACUAUAUGUGUUCAGCAUGUGACAGUUAUAUAGUCAAGUUCUUCGCCAUGACUGACAAAAACUAUAUAAAACACAGUCUACAAAUUAUGUAUUAUUAAGUUAUAUCUGAUUUACACUACACUUAACAUUGCUUCAUGGCUACGUUACUACCAUUAAAUGAAAAGGGAAUGUUUCCCAGCGGCAACUUAUUUUUUACUUGCA